AUGGCGAUGUACCAAGCGGUGGUCUCUAAACAGGACAGAUCAGCCUUCUCCAGUGGGGUCAUGGAAGAAGCCGAGGUUUGUUCUCUUCCUGGGGGUCUUGCCAGCAUCCGUAGACAGUUUGAGAGUAAAGAGAUGUCCUCUGCUCACACGGUCACACAGUUUCACCUCACACACAGAUCUGUGCAGACUGCACAUGAUGACCAGGAGGUUAUUUCCAGUUAUGAAAAUUAUCACAAUGAGACUGAGCAGGAAGAGUACUAUCCACGACUCUCAACUAAAGAACUAGCACAGCAUUUUGAAAAGACUAUAGAGGAAGCAGCCCCAAGCAAGAAAAUUAAGAUUGAACGUGACAUCAGCCACUCACAACUGCCAUCAGAUGCGAAUGUAUCCCUUCAAGCUGUGAAAAGCGAGAUAUCGAGGACGUUGAACAGUGUUGCUACAGAUAAAGCAGAGGAGUGUGAACCAAGACCUUUGUCUGCUAUUGAUGAUGAUGAAAAUGAUGAUCUGGAAUAUCUGCCACCACCCCAACAGGACUUACUGGAGGAACCCUCAAAAGAAGCAGAGGACUUCCCCGAACCCCCACUUCACCCAGUGAAGCACACAAUGAACAGAGAGCAAUACUAUAGACAAAGAGAACUGUUAGAGCUAAAACGACUCUGCAAACACAUUCACCCGGAUGUCAGGAAAGAUUUGGAAAGAGAUUUCUAUAACGACGAGAUGGAUGCGGAAAUCGAAGCUGUAGGGGAUGUUCAGGAGGCAGCAUACCCAUUUGAACACACUGGCAGCAUUUCAAACGGAAGCCCGGAACGCGAAUACCUGGAGUGGGAUGAGAUUCUGAGAGGCGAGGUGCAGUCCAUGCGCUGGAUGUUUGAGAACAAACCUUUGGACUGCAUUAAGGAUGACUCUUCAGAUUAUGAGGAGGAUGGCAAGAAGCCCAUUCAACAGGAAUUCAUCGCUGGGAGUGACGUGAAGAACACCAUUUUGAUGUUCAAAACGCAGCCCACUGACGUGCUGGGGCUGGAUCGUGAUUCAGCUAAACCCAACCAUUUAAUGAAUGAAGUCAGGAGGAGAGAUGUUCGUACUGCGGCUUGGUUGUUUGAAACAAAGCCAAUGGAUACGUUGAAUAAAAUUCAUGCUGAUGAAGAGCAAACUAAAGAAGUCAUCUUCACGCAAGAGGCAACUGAAGGGGAUUUGAAGUCUGUGAGGUACAUGUUUGAAAACCAGGAAAUGGACUCUCUUGGUGACACAGAAACUAUGGACGAGAAACAACUUCUAAGUCUAAAGUCUGUGCUGGAGGAGAUCAAAUCAGAAGUGAAGAAGGUCAUCUGGAUGUUUGAGACUCAAUGCAUGUGUGUAAUGAGGGAGCACUCAGGUGCGAUGGUUCUUAUUACAUCUGUCCGUAGAGAGGAAACGGAAAAAGGUGACAUCAAAACAUCAAGAUGGCUUUUCGAGACCCAGCCUUUGGAUGAGAUUGAAGAGGAUCUUUCUCACAUUCGACUCAUCUCCAGCAUUUCCAUGGAGGACAACCAACUGGGUGAUGCGAAAAGGGGAAGAUGGCUGUUUGAGACAAAGAGUCUUGACUCCAUAAAUGCACACUGGGAAAGACUGCAAAAGCAGCAGAAAGAAGAGAUUCUUGGGGCAGAUGUACGCAAACACUGCAUGGUGUUUGAGACUCAGUCGAUGGACAUGCUGAAAGAUGAUUCCAACUCCAAGCCUGUCACCACAGAACAGAUUAUAGGAGGUAAUGUUCGCUCUGUUAGACACUUAUUUGAAAGUUCUUCACCAGAUGAACUAAAAGAGCUGCCAGAGGUGAGAAAGUUAAAUAAAAAGGUUGAAUUUGAGGAUGUAAAAGGUGAUGUUAGACACCAGAGAUGGCUGUUUGAGAAUAAGCCAUUGGAGAACAUCAAAGAUGAGGAAGAAGAGGUAGGACGACUUAAGAAAACUGUAGCAUCCAGUGAAGAAAGAGGUGAUGUUAGACAUCAAAGAUGGCUGUUUGAGAACCAUUGUUUGGAAGACAUUAGAGAAGAAAAGAGAGAGUUUACAAAAACAAUCGAAACCAAACAAAUAGAUAGAAGUUACAGGGGUGAUGUCCGCAGAAAUUGUUGGGUGUUUGAGAUGCAGCCAAUGGACGCAUUAAAGGAUGAUUCAAAUGCCAGGCCGGUAGACCCAGAAGAAAUUAUCGGAGGUGACGUUCAAUCAGCCAGACACUUUUUUGAACCUGCUCCAAAAGAUGAAAUGAAGGAGCUUGCAGAGGUGGGGAAACUCAAACGAAUGGUGACAUCUGAGGAGAGGGGUGACGUUAGACACCAGAAGUGGGUGUUUGAGAGCCAGCCUUUAGAGCAGAUCAGAGAGGAAGAAAAGGAAAUAACAAGAAUGGUGAAUGUGGAGGAUAUUGCAAAUGUAGAUGUUAUCAAUUACAAGCAAAUCUUUGAGACUUACGACUUAAGCCAAUGUGAUGAAAGUCAGAAGAUUCAAGUUGAGGGUGUCAUAACCGGAUCUGUGCAAUCAAAUAAAGAUCUGUUUGAGUCCAUGCCUUUGUACGCCAUGCAAGACAGCUCAGGGCAUUAUCACGAGGUCAGAACCGUACGACAAGAAGAAAUCGUCAAAGGAGAUGUCAGAAGCUGCCUAUGGAUGUUUGAAACUCGCCCUAUUGACCAAUUUGACGAGAGUGUCACCAAAUUCCAAAUUAUCAGGGGCAUAACUCAACAAGAGGUUGAAUCUGGGGAUGUUAAGACAGCAAAAUGGCUUUUUGAAACCCAGCCGCUUGAUGCUAUUAAGUACUUUAGCAAUAUCAAAGAGGAGGAGUGUUUUAUUAGCGAAACGGCAGAAAUAGUGAAAGGUGAUGUUAAAACUUGUAAGUGGCUUUUUGAGACAAAACCAAUGGAUACGCUUUAUGAAAAGGAAGAGAUUGAGAACAAAAAAGAUUGUGGGGACCUUCAAAAAGGUGACGUGAAGACAUGCACUUGGCUUUUUGAAACUCAAACUCUUGAUGCCAUACAGGACAAUUCAAAGACGGUGUUGAAAACUCAUACUGUGAAACAAGAUGACAUUCAAGGAAAAGAUGUACGCAUGACGCGCUUCCUGUUUGAGACUGAAAACUUGGAGAAUAUUACUGGCGAAGAUGGGGGAGCCUUCAAGAGAGUGACUGAGAUAGAUAUUGAGUCUGGGGAUGUGUCUCGGAUGAAAUACAUAUUUGAGAACCAGUCUUCAGAUGUGAUGAGCCCAACCUCGGAGGAUUUCAUGAGACAGCUGAGGAGUGCUCAAGCUGAGGAUAUUCAGAAAGGAAAGGUUGAAAACUGCAAAUGGCUAUUUGAAAACCAGCCCAUAGAUGCAAUCUCCGAGACCCCUGGGGAGCUGAAAGCAACCCGCACGGUACAAGAUAUUCAGGGAGGCAAUGUAGAUAAAGGCAGAUUCAUUUUUGAGACCUACUCAUUAGAUAAGAUUCAAGACGAGCCCAAAAUGAAAAAACUCCAGAAAGUCAACCGGAACAAGGAGGAGAAAGGAGAUGUGAAAAGCUACGCCUUGAUGUUUGAGACUCAGCCUCUCUAUGCCAUCCAGGACAAAGAAGGCUAUUAUCAUGAAGUGACCACACUUACAAAAGAGGAAAUACAAAGAGGUGAUGUGGUGGGAACCCGCUGGCUGUUCGAAACUAAGCCUCUGGACUCAAUUAGAGACACAAAUGAGGUCUACCUUUUAAAAGCUGUUACAGAGGAAGAUGUCCACAAAGGUGACGUCAGCUCAGCGAGGUGGCGGUUUGAAACCCAACCCCUGGAUAACAUUGCAGAGGAUGCCAAAAUGUCAAUCAAAACUGUCGAAGACAUUAAAGGAGGGGAUGUUAAAACAAACAAAGAGCAUUUUGAGUCUGAAGCAAUGUCUCAAAAAUUGGUGCAUACUGUAAGCAUGAGUGAGAUUCAUAAAGGUGAUGUUAGGUCAGCGAAAUGGAUGUUUGAAACUCAUACAAUUGAUCAGAUCCACAGUGAAAGGUCAGAGGAUGAAAUGAAGACUGUUGUUAUGGAGGAAGAGCUGAAGGGGGAUGUCAAACAGUCUGUAUGGCUAUUUGAGAAGAAUCCUCUCGAUCAUAUUAAAGAAAGUGAUGAAACAAAACAGGUGGUGCGUGAAGAGAUCCCCAAAGCGGAUGUAAAAACGACAACAUGGCUUUUCGAAACCACUCCAUUCCCUGGUUUCAAUGAGAGCAGUUUGGAGAAAACCAAGGUUGUUGGUAAAAGUGUCAAAGCAACGCUGGAUGAGCUGUACACUCAGAAAAUGGUAGAAUCAAAUGGCAUCAUUAUUGAGGCAGAUGAAAUUGGAGAUGUUCGCAUGGCUAAGUACAAUCUAAUGAAUAAAGAGGCUCCUCGGAUCCAAAAAGAAGAAAUCAUUAAAAGUGAUCUACAAAACAUCAUGAUGAACCUCCUAAACAGACAGGAGAAAGCCAAGAGGGGAAUUGUUAUAAAUGCAGAAGAGAGAGGGGACAUCAGCAGCACAAUACAACAGCUGCUCCACCACCACAGUGGCACCACUGUAGAGAAAGAGGAGAUAAUAAGAGGUGACAUUCAAGAAGCCAUAAACAACCUGCUCAAAGAGGAGAGCACUGGCAAACAGGGUAUUCUCAUUCAGGAAGACGAAAUGGGGAGUAUUCGUAUGACCAUUUACUCUUUAUUAAAUAUGAAUGAGGAAUCAACCACUCUGAAAGAAAACAUAGUCGGAGGUAACGUGAAAGGGUGCCUAGAGAGACUUUGCAAUCCAGAAACAGAGGAGAUUGUGAGAAUUAAAGUGGAUGAAGCAGAAAAGGGAAAGGUGAGGUUUUAUUCUACAUGUAUUGAAAGGGGUGCACUGGAUUACCUCCGAAAGUUGCAAGCAGGGCCAGAUGAGACCGAGCCAGGUACAAUUGAAAAUGAGGAUAUCAUUGGUGGUGAUACUGAAGGGACGAAACUCAGCCUGACAAGUAAUCAUGCACAAAUUGGCCGUCUGGUAGACAGGGAAGAUAUAGUCCCAGGCGACAUUCAUAAUACAGUCAAAGUUUUCAUGACGGAGCCUCCAGUCUCAUUUGAGCACUUACAAAGAGAACAAAUAAUAAGAGGGGACUUACAAGCAGCAAUGACCUCACUGACUCAGUCCAUAAACCAGAUGGCUCUUCUGGAGAAAGAAGAGGUGGUUAGAGGUGACCUACCUUCAGCCUUUAGGUCUCUUGGGGAGGCCCAAAAUCAGCCGAGAGAGGUGGAGAAACCAGAAAUCAUUUCUGGUAACAUCAAAGGAGCACUGAAGUCACUCAAAGACUCUGCUUCCACCAAGGUGAAAAUUGUCAUAGAAGAUUUAGUGCCAGGUGACAUCAAGUGUAAACUGAAAUCACUGGAGGAGGCCAGACAUGCAGUGAAAGAAGUAGAGAAGGAGAUUAUUGUAAAGGGUGAUGUUCACACAGCAAUACAGAGUCUGCAAGAAGCUUCUAAUGAGAAAAAGGUUUACCAGCAAGAUAUUGGUGUCCAGGAAGGAAAGAUUCAACUCUUACUUGAGCCUCCUCCAUCUCCCAGAUUGCAACAUAAGGCAAGCACAGAGGGUGACGUGAAGCUUUCCAUAAAAGCACUCUGCGAGACUCAAGAGCAAGUACAAUCGGACAAAGAGGAGGUAAUAAAGGGAGAUGUUAAGGGCACAAUAAAAUCCUUAAUGGAAACAGCGCAGAGAGCAAGCCCAACGAUUCCCCAGAGGGAGCCGAUAAGAAAGGUCAAAGUUCCUGUCAAAACCCCAUCACCAUCAGUAAAGGAGAUCCAGACACAGAGGCCCACUCCUGCAGUUAAAAACCUCGAUAUAAGCAAUGAAUCACAGAGGAAGGCUAAAAAGCUUACAACUUCCAAAUCAAUGCACAACAGAUAUACAUCUCAAGAGACUCAAACCACAACACACAGCCAUGAGACAAAGGCCACCAUGUUGGAACACAAAACGAUCGUUCAAACACAUGGUGUCAAAACUUUAAAGACGGACUUCCUUAACCUCAAAAGUAGCCGUAAGGGAUUAAUCAGACUGGAUAAAGCAAAAGAAAAUCAACUAGAAAUUUGCUUGCCACCCCCACCAUCUGAUCCCUCACCCCCUCUGCCUCCCCCUCCCUCACCCCCUCUAAAUUAUGAUAGCAUCUCGUUCCCCACUCCUCCUCCAAGCAUCAGGGGUGAUUACGAUCUUCCUCCUCCCCCAACUCCACCUCCUCCACCAAUCUGUGAUCCAGCAAAGUCAGAACUUGACCAUUCACCUCCUCCACCAACCCCACCUCCUCCUCCUCUGCCCACAGUCGAGCAAGACAUCCUCCCUCCCCCUCCCACUGAGCAAGUGCUAGACCUCCUCCCAGUACCCAGCAUAACACCAGCCAAAGCCACUAAAAUGACUGUCAAGCCUGUCAAAGCGCCAACCUUGUGCAAAGUACCCAAGCUCAAGCCUGCAAUUUUGUUUGACAAAAUGGACAUGCAGGCUACACAAAAGACCAGGAUCAGUGAAAUGGUGAAAAAUGCCAACAAAGUGCUUACUCAAAGCACCACCUCAUCAUUAAAGUCCAAUCUGAUCUCCUCUGAAAUUCAGUCUCCUUUUACAAAGCAGCCGGAGUCUCCACAGCCUCCCAAGAAAGUUUUCGCCCCCUUGACACUUAACCCUCCCGCCUCUCCCCCACCGAGCAAAUCCCCUGUAAGCAAGUUCAAAACCCCAUUAAUACAAGCUGAGCAAAAAUACAGACAGCAAAGGGAGGGGAGCUGCACGCCACCGCACUCCCCGGCUUUUGAAAUCCAUAUGCACGAGUCUGUCAGCGCAGCCCUUGAAAUGCUUUCUUCUGAGAGCACGAGCACAGUGCAAUCAGAGGCAAGCAUAUCAUUUGAUUUCACUCAAGAGAGAGCUCAAAAGAGUGUGACCAAAUCUGAAUCAGCCACAGAUUCAUCCAAGCAUCCAGCUCUCUCAGACACUCCCCCAAGCAAGACUUUGAUCGCUGUUGCAAAUAAGAAAUCUCCUCCAGAAUCUCCUGUUAUUUCCUCAGCUAAACAGAACAUUAUCUCUAAUCAGCCAUCACAAGCCUCUUCAGGUCACCAGCAGACCACCUCCACUUCAACUAAGAAGAAAAAGAAGAGAUCCAUGACAACUAAUAUACAACAGGUGACAUCUGUUAUUCAAACAAAGACAGUUAUUAACAAUACAGCACAAGUGUCUGAAGGAGUAAAGGCAUCUGUCACCACAUACAAGCCUCAGACUAAAAAUGUGCAUGUGCAGAGUGCCUCUGAGGCCGAAACUGUCGGAAAAGGUUUAAAAAGUAGCACUCAAACUGAACAUGGAUCCAAGUCUAAAGACAAAACAAUGGAGGAAAUUUUGCCAAACAAAAAUCAGGAAAAAUCCUCCCCUGAACGAUCCAAGGGUCAAAUUAAAGAUGCUGAGCAAAAGGCAGACAGUCAAAAGGCUAAGAAAGUUAGUAAGAGUGUUAAGCUAGAGAGUAUGGAGAAAACAAUAGUGGAACAGACACAGAGCGUGAGACUCAUGCAGGAUAAUGAGGGAAAAGAAACACAGGUUAAAGUGGAGAAGAAGGCUAAAGAGAAACCUUUCGAGGAGCCCCCUGCCACUCCAAAAAAGAAAAGGAGGGGUAAAAAUAAGAAAGACAGGGAGACAGCUCAGCAAGCCCAAAAUGGCAAUGCCAGUGCAGCAUCCACCUCGCCCACAGAGGCAAAGCCAGCUGAGCCAAAAUGGCCAGUGUUAUUAUCCAAUAAAAAGCAAGAGGAAGUCACUGUUGUGCAAACACAGCAGACCUUUCGAGGGGAACACACAGAGGUUUUCAUAACUGAGAGUACAGUCCAACAGCAGAGUUUCCAUCAGGAGGGCACAACCGUGAAACUUCAAACACAGGACAACGGAAGCCAGCAGAUUCCAGAGAAAUCAAAAGAUGAAAGCCAAAAUGUUCCAAUAAAAAUAAGAGGCAAAUCUGCACAAAGGGAGCCUGCUGAUUCCUCUGCGGAAAGCUCUGGCACACCGCUAAGACAUGCUGAAGCUCAGAAGAUGUUGUCUCGUAUCACAGACUUACAGGGUGCAGAAAAAAUUGACUUUAAGUCUGUGAAGACAUGGCUUAAUGAAAUGCCAGCUUGGCUACUUGAGCCAGAAGAGAAGAGUACUUUGGAAGGGGCAGCAGCUGAGCACAACGGACAGAAGUUCAAAGAAAUUCUUGCUCACGUUAAAAACCUUUUUGAAGCUAAACUAAUGCACUUCAUUAGAAGUUCAGACACGACUGAAAAACACGAAUGUGAAGAUACAUCAGAAAAAUUUGUCCCUGGUGGAGCAACUCAAAGGAUUUCAAAAAUUACCAUUGGUUCUACAAAGUGUGAAACACAAAAGAUAGUCAAAGAAGAGACAAAGACAACUCACAAAAGCCGAAAGCAGCAAAACAGCGACAUUAAAACUCUAGCUCCCAGAGCUCCAUCUCCAUUGUUACGAAUGCGCUCUCCCUCACCCACUUUCAUCACCAUCGAGUCUACAAGGAGAACCGACUCCCCUCAGAGAGUGCCAAUGCCACCUACGCCACCGCCACACACGUCUGAAAGCUCUCGCAUAAGCAGAGCCUCUCCAUCACACGCUUCGAGCAGGGCGGAUAGUCUGACGCGACUCCGAAAUGCAACAGCUACGCUCUCCCGCGGAGCCUCGCCCGAUCCGAUGCCUCACGUAGUGCAGGUAACCGGAAAGAAAAAGUCUGAAAUUGUGGAAACUCCUGCCACAUUCCAUCGACAGUUCAAAAUAGAUUCUAAACCUGAUGAAGAGAAAAGGACCAAAAAAGAGACAUUUGGAUCUUCUGAAUUGGCAACAGUGACGUCAUUGGAUUAUGAGGGGGCUCAGAAAGUUAAAGUGAUUAAAACUAACAUACAGGGAGAUGCCAUUGAUGUUCCAGAGCAUUUAGGCCUCAACAAGGAAGGCACCAAGUCAGAGAGUCAAAUGAAAAAGAAAGAAAAGCUCAACAAGGUGCAGCUUUCUGAGCUGGGCAACAAAAUUGAGACUUUCUCAGAGAAAGGUGUUAUUAGAAAAGACCAAAUUGACAAAACAGAGAAGACUGGCAGUGAUACCAACGACCUGGAGCAUGAUACGGAGAAGAAAGAAAGUCAAAAAGAGGAUAUGCCUGCUUUCAACUUCAAGGAUAUUAAAAAUGUUUUUGAAAUGAGUGAGCAAAAUUCCCACAUCAAAGAGCUACAAAACAAACAGGAGGAACAGGAGUCAAGAGUGAGUGAAAUUGUGUCUGACGGUUCAAAGCCCGAGCUUCCUUCAGAGAGGGAACAAGGCACCCUGCAGAGCUUCCCGGCACCUGUGUGCAAAGAAGUGAAAGUAGACACGUCUGUCGAUCCAACAGGCUUUUCGGAGACAAAAACAGUCACUGAACAUUAUUCCUCUGUUGAUGGGUUCGGCACAAAAAUUAUCGGAUCAAGAAACACUACAACAGUUUCCAAACACACCCAAAGUGUUACAACGCAACGGGUGCCUUUCUCCUAUGCUGAUGCUGUGAAGAAAAAGACAACAGAGGUGAAGGAUUCGCCCGAGGCCUCUGCAGAGGAACUGAUGAAGAAUUUCCACAAGACAUGGACAGAAAGUGAGAGUGUGUUCAAAAGCUUGGGUGUCACAGAUUCGAGUACCAAAAUCCGAGAUGCGUGCAAUGUGCAAGAAGAGGGUGUACCCAAUGGAAGGCCUGAUAGCCGACAAAAAAAGGUUCUAUAAAACCUGUAUUUUUCUGUGAACACUGCAAAAAUAAAUUGAGCCUUGGAAACUUUGUCUCUCUCCAUGGACAUUUAUACUGCCAACCACAUUAUAAACAACUCUUCAAGUCUAAAGGGAAUUUCGAGGAUGGGUUUGGACAUGGUUUGCAAAAAGAAAU
Messenger RNA from Myxocyprinus asiaticus (Chinese sucker), 9859 nucleotides. Its product is annotated as xin actin-binding repeat-containing protein 2-like. Gene Ontology annotation, biological process: actin cytoskeleton organization; actin filament organization. Gene Ontology annotation, molecular function: actin filament binding. Lineage: Eukaryota; Metazoa; Chordata; Actinopteri; Cypriniformes; Catostomidae. Gene Ontology annotation, cellular component: focal adhesion; stress fiber. The transcript is spliced from 7 exons. The coding region runs from base 1 to 9702 and encodes 3233 amino acids. The record is from RefSeq and is a predicted model, not a curated record.